AUGGCCGAAAAGCAGACGACCAGCACCACCACCAAUGGCUUCGCCGAUAAAGAUGGCCAAUUUCGUCGCCAGCCCAGCAAGUUCCGGAACACCAUUGAACCUGCUGCGGACGUUCCAUUCCCGGCAGUGAAAGAUCGCUACGUCCUGUACAUCAAUUACGGCUGCCCGUGGGCACACCGCACGAAUAUUACACGAUGCCUCAAGGGCCUUCAAGACAUCAUUCAGCUCGUCGAAGUGGACGCCCGCAAGCCUGACCUUGGAUGGUUCUUCUCGGGCCGAACGGGGCCUGACAGCGAUCCGCUGUACGGCGGGAAGUAUCUUCGUGAUCUGUAUGAAAGGGCAGAACCGGGCUAUGAAGGCAGGACCCUGGUGCCGACGCUCUGGGAUAAGGAGAAAGAGACUAUCGUGUCCAACGAGAGCAGCGAGAUAAUCCGCAUGUUCUACACCGCUUUCGAUCAUCUUCUACCUGAGGAUAAGCGUGAGGAGGCGAAGGGCAAAGCUGGCUUGUUCCCUGAGCAUCUGCGCAACGACAUCGAGGCAAUGAACGAAUGGGUCUACGAUACUGUCAACAACGGUGUUUACAAGACCGGCUUCGCCAGCACUCAGGAGGCUUACGAGCAGAAUGUGUUUCCGCUCUUCAAAUCGCUUGACCGGCUUGAAGAGCACCUGAGCAAGCCGGAACACCAACCGUACCUCUUCGGGGAGCAUAUCACCGAAGCAGAUAUCAGGCUCUAUCCGACGAUAGUGAGGUUUGAUGUCGGAUACUACACUCUCUUCAAGUGCAACCUGAAGAUGAUAAGACACGAUUACCCCAAGCUGCAUGACUGGGUACGACGCCUGUACUGGGAUGAGAGUGAGCGGACCAAUGGUGGCGCCUUUGGUAAGACCACGAGGUUCGAUGCGAUCAAAAGGGGAUACGCGUCAGCGACUGGCAGCAAGGUUGUGCCGGCUGGACCGCUGCCCGAUAUGCUACCCCUUGAAUGA
This is a messenger RNA of Coniosporium apollinis CBS 100218, 984 nucleotides long. RefSeq lists its product as uncharacterized. Gene Ontology annotation, cellular component: cytoplasm. NCBI's taxonomy places the organism in Eukaryota, Fungi, Ascomycota, Dothideomycetes. Bases 1 to 984 code for a protein of 327 amino acids. Gene Ontology annotation, molecular function: glutathione transferase activity. The transcript has 3 exons. The record is from RefSeq and is a predicted model, not a curated record.